Colletotrichum tamarilloi is the source of this 1602-nucleotide messenger RNA. RefSeq lists its product as uncharacterized. The record is from RefSeq and is a predicted model, not a curated record. Bases 1 to 1602 code for a protein of 533 amino acids. The transcript is spliced from 5 exons. NCBI's taxonomy places the organism in Eukaryota, Fungi, Ascomycota, Sordariomycetes, Glomerellales, Glomerellaceae.
AUGUCGAACUUUGACCUAUUAGGCUUCGACAUGCCAGAAUUUGGCAUGCCUGGCUUUGAAGUAUCGGAAUUCAACAUGUCGGAUUUCCACAUUUCGAACUUCAACUGCGACAUGCCUGCCGAUGGAAUUGCGCCGGACGCAUUCAAAUGGCUCGACGAGAAUCCAGGGCCUGACGUCGUGUCUGCCGUUGCACUCGUCCCCCCUGUUGCCGAGAGUUCGCCUUUUCAAGCCGAUCUUGACAUGCUUGACGACGCCACCGUGCCUUACGAGCGUAAGAAGUGGAUCUUGGAUGUUAUUUUGAACGACAUCGUUCCCUACCGUUUCCACGACCACCUGCGACUCUUUCCUACUCUUGAGUUCUACUCAACCUUGCUGUAUAACCGGCUUGAUAGUAGCGCUAUAUGGGGUCUCGUGGCAAGGUUCCACGAGUGGAUUUCUAGUGUGGCAGCCUCCUCUGCCGAAGAUGCGGAUGAAGCCAUCGAGGCUUUGAAGCUUCGCGCAAGUUUCUGUGGCUGGCCGGGCGAGUUGAACGAUGGCUUCAAAGGUUCAAGUUCUACUCAGCUUUUCAAUGAAGGCUCGGCUUCGAAGCAGCAACAGAUGGCUACCUCGUCUCCUUUCUCUCCUCAGACGGUACAUGCGGUACCGGAUGUAGGCGAGUCCCAGCCGUCCCCCAUGAUGCAACAAAAGCAUCCCCUUUUGGAGGCGGAGCUAGUCAUUGCCCCUGUCUUCCAGUAUAGAGGCAUUAUUCGGAACAUAGAGCAUUCUAAAGAGCUGGAUAAUGCUUAUGAGAGGCACGUGACGCGAGUCGCGGGUGAGGCUCCUGACAACGACGCAUCUUGGCCGUUUUCGUCUGAGCAGCAACAGGCGUAUGUCCAGAGGCUCUUCGAAAGUAUUACAGACUUGGAUGACUUCUUCGAGUUGAGAAAGGCCCGAGAGCGCCUUGGCAGAGUGGCAAACUUGCAGCAGGACGUCCCGAUUGCUCAGGCCCUUGAGAACCCACGAAAGCGACGGAGAGGUGGCGAUGCCCAGGGCGGCGCUCUGGAUCCUGCAUCAAGACCCAAGGGCAUGAGCAAAACGGAUUGGGCUCUUUUGAACGAUCAGGGCACUCCUGUAGACAUGCUAGAGGCCGUAAUUCAUCACCGCAUCUCCGGCGUCGAAGUGGAAAUGCUUUGUUGGAGACUUUUGCGUUGUGCCAUGGAACAGCAACAAGGUUUCACAAUGCGCCCUAUGUGGUCAGGAUCGAGAACAGUGUCAACGUGGGAACACUUCAACACGUUUUCAGACAGAUGGCAGGCCAUCUGUGAAAAUCUUCAGGACUGCAAAAUGAUAGUCCACUCCCUUACUCGUGCAGACUGGUUCUGCAAGUAUGCUGGUGCGCCGUCAAAAGAACGAGGGGCAAAACUCAGUAACGAUCUUCUGAAUGGCCGCCGCGACAUUCAGAACCAGGUUGGUCGAGACAUCAUCAGAGAAAAGACGUCUACGCAAGAUUGGACAACCUCUGAUGAUUUCGAGAUUCGGAACAAAGCUGGAGAAUUGGUUCUGAAGGGGGGACAUCUUGGGGAUAAAAAGCGCCGACAGCUCGCAGUCAGAAAUAAGGAGUAG